Messenger RNA from Gongylonema pulchrum, 723 nucleotides. The record is from the annotation of a GenBank genome assembly. NCBI's taxonomy places the organism in Eukaryota, Metazoa, Nematoda, Chromadorea, Rhabditida, Gongylonematidae.
AUGGGGAGUAGCAAGAAUAAGCUUGCGGCCGAGAGCUGGCCCUGUCUCGACAUUCCAUUGCUUCUUCAAAUAAACUUAAACUUUUCAAAAUUUCCUGGCAAAUACUUCUGCAAACAAUCUGAUGGUUGUUGGAAUUCCAGAAUUGACAAAGAAAAGCAGUUCUGGAGAUUCUUUGCCGGAAAUCUCGCGUCUGGUGGUGCUGCCGGCGCAGCCUCAAUGUGUUUUGUUUAUCCUUUGGAUUUUGCUCGAACACGGCUUGCAGCUGAUAUUGGCAAGGGUGAAAGUCGAGAAUUCAAAGGACUGACCGAUUGCAUUGUGAAAGUUGCCAAAUCGGAUGGUAUUGUUGGACUGUACAGGGGCUUUGUGGUAUCGGUGCAAGGAAUCAUCAUUUAUCGAGCGGCCUAUUUUGGCAUGUUUGACACAGUGAAGACAUUGGUGGCAGCAGAAAAGAAACUAAACUUCUUCUUUGCCUGGAUGAUCGCGCAGGUGGUCACUGUAAGCUCCGGCAUAUUGUCGUAUCCGUGGGAUACAGUGCGUCGUCGCAUGAUGAUGCAGUCUGGCCGUAAAGAUAUUCUUUACAAGAAUUCGUUUGACUGUGCUGUGAAGAUCAUCAAAAACGAGGGCAGUAUGGCGAUGUUCAAGGGCGCACUUUCAAACGUGUUCCGAGGUACUGGUGGUGCCUUGGUCUUAGCAAUCUACGACGAGAUUCAGAAAUAUCUUUGA